Molecule: messenger RNA, 750 nt
Organism: Cylindrotheca closterium
Lineage: Eukaryota; Bacillariophyta; Bacillariophyceae; Bacillariales; Bacillariaceae
Source: the annotation of a GenBank genome assembly
AUGAAGACCGCUGUUCUCCUUUCCACCAUCGCUGCCGCAAAAGCCUUCGCCCCUUCUGGAAACUUUGGCAGAACAAGUUCUGUUGAAGCCACGAAGGCCGAUUUGGAAGCCAUUGCUGAAAAGGCAAACCCUAUUGUCAAGUUUUACGACCCCCUUAACCUCGCGGAGCAGGACUUCUAUGGCUUUGGAAACGAAUCCACUAUCGGCUGGCUCCGACAUUCUGAGAUCAAGCAUGGACGUAUUGCCAUGUUCGCUUUCGUGGGAUACAUUGCCCAAUCAAACUUUGUUUUCCCCUGGCCACAAACUCUUGCUGGAGCUGCCCAUCCUUCCGCAGACUUGCCUCCAGAAGCCCAGUUUGACCAAGUCCCACUCGGGGCUAAGUGGCAAAUUUUUGCCGUAAUUUCCAUGCUUGAGUUGUGGGACGAAUGCGGAGGAGGCGGUGCACUUCCUCACUACACCAAGGGAAGAAAGCCCGGAGAAUUUCCUUCUUUCCAACUCUUUCGUGACAACGUCCACUUCGUUCUCGACCUUUACGAUCCACUGGGUUUCAACAAGAACAUGGCCGCCGAAACCAAGGAGCGACGUCUAAUCUCCGAAUUGAACAAUGGUAGACUCGCCAUGUUGGGAAUCUUCGGAUUUUUGUCUGCUGAUAAAGUCGCAGGAUCUGUUCCUCUCUUGAAUGAUAUCGCCCAACCAUACAGUGGAAACCCAAUGAUUCCUUUCGAAGGUCAAUUCUCCUACUUCAACUAG